Messenger RNA from Carica papaya (papaya), 1922 nucleotides. RefSeq names its product 5'-adenylylsulfate reductase 1, chloroplastic-like. Gene Ontology annotation, molecular function: phosphoadenylyl-sulfate reductase (thioredoxin) activity. The record is from RefSeq and is a predicted model, not a curated record. NCBI's taxonomy places the organism in Eukaryota, Viridiplantae, Streptophyta, Magnoliopsida, Brassicales, Caricaceae.
AGCGCAGGAUACAGAGGAAAAACAGAGAGAAAUUAACAGAGGAGAAGAUAGUUUUUCUUUUUCUUUUUUGAAAUUUUAAUUUAUUUUUUCGGUGUUUUGAAGAGGAAUUUUGGUUUUACAAUGGCCUUGGCUAUUGCUUCUUCUUCCUCAACUGCGAUUUCUGGGUCUGGUUUCCCUCCCUCUAGCUCUUCCUCUGAGCUCAAAGUUCAUCAAAUAGGGUCAUUUAGGUUAGUAGAUCGGCCUCAUGUUGCUUCUUCGACGCUGAAUUUGAGACGGAGCUCGGUGAAGCCAUUGAAUGCCGAGCCAAAAAGGAACGAUUCCAUGGUUCCUCUUGCAGCAACCAUGGUUGCUCCUGAGGUGGUAGAGAAAGUAGAGGUUGAGGACUUCGAGCAAUUGGCGAAGGAGCUCGAGAAUGCUUCUCCUCUAGAAAUCAUGGACAAAGCCCUCGAGAAAUUCGGCAAUGAUAUCGCCAUAGCUUUCAGUGGUGCAGAAGAUGUUGCGCUGAUCGAGUAUGCACUUUUAACCGGAAGGCCCUUCAGGGUGUUCAGCUUGGACACCGGAAGGCUAAACCCAGAAACAUAUAAAUUCUUUGAUUCCGUUGAGAAACAGUAUGGCAUUCACAUCGAGUACAUGUUUCCGGAUGCUGUUGAAGUUCAGGCAUUGGUGAGGAGCAAGGGUUUGUUCUCUUUCUACGAAGAUGGGCACCAGGAGUGCUGCCGUGUGAGGAAGGUGAGGCCACUGAGGAGAGCCCUUAAGGGUUUGCGUGCUUGGAUCACCGGACAAAGGAAAGACCAAUCUCCAGGAACCCGAUCCGAAGUUCCUAUUGUUCAGGUGGAUCCAGUUUUUGAGGGAUUGGAUGGUGGUGUUGGCAGCUUGGUGAAGUGGAAUCCUGUGGCCAACGUUGCUGGUAGAGACGUUUGGAACUUUCUCCGGACCAUGGAUGUGCCUGUGAAUUCCUUGCACUUCCAAGGAUAUGUAUCGAUUGGUUGUGAGCCGUGCACUAGGCCUGUGUUGCCUGGGCAGCACGAGAGGGAAGGAAGAUGGUGGUGGGAAGAUGCCAAGGCAAAGGAAUGCGGCCUUCAUAAAGGGAAUUUGAAGGAGGAAAGUUCAAAUGGAAAUGGAAACGGGACAACCAACGGAAGUACCACGGUAGCUGAUAUUUUCAAUAGCCAGAAUUUGGUGACUUUGAGCAGGGCAGGAAUAGAGAAUUUGCUGAAAUUGGAGAACAGAGCAGAACCGUGGCUUGUUGUGCUUUAUGCACCAUGGUGCCCCUUCUGCCAGGCAAUGGAAGCAUCAUACGUGGAGUUGGCUGACAAAUUGGUGGGAUCAGGAGUAAAGGUUGCAAAGUUCAGAGCAGAUGGUGAUCAGAAGGAAUUUGCCAAGCAAGAACUACAACUUGGAAGUUUCCCCACAAUACUACUGUUCCCUAAACACUCCCCUCGGCCAAUCAAGUACCCUUCCGAGAAGAGGGACGUCGAUUCCUUGAUGUCCUUCAUUAACGCUCUCCGGUGACAGAAUCGAGAAAGAAAAAACGAAAAGAGAUGAAUGAUGAUUUCAUCUCAUUUUCAUCAAGGAAGAAAGAAUAAAGGGGUCCCCCUUUGCAUUUUCAUGAACGGAAAUGAAUUUAAAGGCAAAAAGCAAGAUGGCGAUAUAGGAGUGGACCUGGACUGUACCUUAAGUUUCAGUUUUCUUUGUUAUAGUUAUAGUGAUAGGCGCACCUUUGGGUGUUUUUGUAUAUCUUUUAUACACUUGUUUUGUGCUAGUCUCUGGUUAGAAGGGUUUCUUUGUAUUCUACAGUAGAAAAGGUCUGGUCCGUUUAGUAAUGUGGAAAGUCUGAAACUUGAUACCAUUUAUAUCGUCUUCCGGUGUUUCUUUUGUUCAUCUUUUUUCAAAGGGUAAAUACAGAAAUUGGGUUGGAAUUU